GCGGGGCGUUUCUGCUCUGGAUUGCUUCACCGGGGAGGUCACCCUUUUACCUUUAAAUAUCCAGGAGAACGAGAGCUACAUUAGAUGCUGUCUCACGACCUGAAGAGCGUCUCUUAUCCAGAAGCCUUGGUCAAUAUUUCCACUGCUACAAUUAAUUAAUCAACUAGUUAACCUUUAGCUUUCAUUUUAAGGAAAGGAGUCUUCUGCACCAGGCUAUCCUGACAUAAAGAAAAAUGCUGAGCGACAUCUUCUACCCUGACAACCCUAAGAAAAGGGAGCAGCUCAUCCGCAAAGGGCAGGAGCUUCGAGAUCUGAUGAAGACGAACUUCAGAGUCACCAACCAACUGGCCGACGCCAUGAACAAGUACUUGAGCUGCUCCUUCGAACACAUCUCCCUGAUCGAGUGCGCUACGCUCCGGGAGAACUGUAGUCUGAUUGUGGGAAGCGUGAGCAACAUAAUGGCCGUGAUCGAGAGGAUCGACAGGGAGCUGAAAGACAAGCUGGAGCCCGGCCUGUACGAGAAACUGAGGAAAAUGUCUCUGUCUUCUGCAGCCUUUAAAGAGAUUUCCAAGGCUUUCGAGGAAGUUGGCGGCGCUGCCACCGUGGAAGCUGCCGUUUUCAUCGGUUAUUUAAUCGAUAACGUGACCACUCUGGCGAACGUCAUAAAAACGUACGCUAUAAUUGUAGCGGGGAAAUUCGCCUGCGUUAAGCUGUCGGUGGUGUUCUUGGGGGUCGACAUGAUCGUGAAGGACUUCAUCGGGAAAUUCGAGCGUGAUCAACUGAAGACGGCCCUCGAAGAGUACGACAAGGUCCUGGAUGAGUUCAGGCCGGCGUCUGAACAGUAUCAGGAUAAGAUCACCUACGUCAGAAUGAAAAUUGAAAUAGAGAAAGAUGAAAUGCUGGCUUGAAACGUUUCUGAAAGGUGCGCUGGAAUUCUUAAUUGUUGUCACGUCUUUGCGCUUAAAAGUCUCGCUCAGAGUGACAAUGUAAAAAGAAACAGCCUACUGCUAAAUAAAUUGCAGUUCUUCAAUUAAAA
Puntigrus tetrazona (Sumatra barb) is the source of this 1036-nucleotide messenger RNA. Its product is annotated as single-pass membrane and coiled-coil domain-containing protein 3-like. The coding region runs from base 234 to 908 and encodes 224 amino acids. The transcript has 2 exons. The record is from RefSeq and is a predicted model, not a curated record. NCBI's taxonomy places the organism in Eukaryota, Metazoa, Chordata, Actinopteri, Cypriniformes, Cyprinidae.